Messenger RNA from Punctularia strigosozonata HHB-11173 SS5, 951 nucleotides. RefSeq lists its product as uncharacterized. The record is from RefSeq and is a predicted model, not a curated record. NCBI's taxonomy places the organism in Eukaryota, Fungi, Basidiomycota, Agaricomycetes, Corticiales, Punctulariaceae. The coding region runs from base 1 to 951 and encodes 316 amino acids. The transcript is spliced from 2 exons.
AUGGCCUCACCUCCCAACUGGCCCAGCGUCCCUCCAUCUUCAAGUUAUCCCAGGACUCCGACUUCGGCGUCUUCGUCUUCGUCCUCGACAUCCCAGUUUUCGAGGUCUUCCUCUAAUCAGGCCACCGCAGACUAUCAUGCCGCGAAGAGAGAGGCAGCGGAGAAGGAGCGCGAGCGGAAGGAGUGGAACAAAGCCCAUGGUUAUCGGCCAGAUCCUGAGGAGCAUGUUAAACGACAUAGGGAGAUCGCUAAACUGCGACUUACCGAGGCGACCCUGCGUUGGAAUGCUGGUCAGGAUCACUAUGGAGGUUUUGACCCCAGCCACAAGACCAGCGCAGACCACUAUAACCGCAUCACCGAUGCUCACCUAGGCGCCCAAAAACACCUCAAGGCGGCAGCUGAGAUCCAACGCAAGUAUGGCAGUGCUGGCUCUUCCGAACACAUUCCAAGCGGGCUAGUAGCAUCUGCACCAUCAAACGCGUACAACAACACGUAUGGCUACACCAAUGACGCCAGCGGUGCUUUCAACUCCCGGAUAGACAGCUCGGUGGCCGGUUACGCGCCAUCCCAUUCUGCCGCAUCCAACCCAUACUUGGACCCUCGCAUCAACACCUCAUACUCUGUGCAUGCAAGGCCCGCCGGCAGCUCCACCCACGAUGCGCAGUACUGGCAAUCGGGCAGUGCGCCCACUGGUGCGUCGCCGUACCUUACUGCGUACGGCACUAUGCCUGCGCCGUGUCCGAGUCAUCAGUAUCCACCAGGCUACCCGGCCGUUGCCCAGGGAGGAUCGAACCCUGGUCGCGACCCGUACGCGAUGCCUGACAUGUCGCGGCUUUCCAUGUCGUCGCCUCGUUCACAACAGCCUUAUGGAUCAUCCGGAACGUAUUACUAUGGGGACUCUCCAAGGUCAGAUCCCUAUGCCUCCUCGAGCUCCGGUAGAAAGCGCCAAUGA